Molecule: messenger RNA, 1469 nt
Organism: Linum trigynum
Lineage: Eukaryota; Viridiplantae; Streptophyta; Magnoliopsida; Malpighiales; Linaceae
Source: the annotation of a GenBank genome assembly
UAAUAUUCUACCGAAAAUAUAUCAAAGAGAAAAUCAAUCUUACCUUAAAAAACUUCCUUUGAUUUGCUUAAUUAUCAGAUUUAUCGAUAUUUUAAACAAUAUAACUUUUAAUUACUGACGGCCCUUCUGCCGCCGGAGAUCGCACCCCGUUCGAUGCGGGAGAUCGGACUAGGGCUGGCUAUUUGGUCCGGGUUUUUUGGUUUUACCCAAAACCAGACGUAUAAUCCGGAUCGAGACCGGACCGGGACUGGAUAGUAAACUGGAUAAAGACCGGAUAAGAGAGCUCAACACCCAAAACUUAAGCGUAAUUUGCAUAAACGGUCACAAUCCUUUGCUCAUAGUACAAAACUUAACCAAAUCCUUACCCUUUCAGGCCUUAGGCCACUCAAUCCCCACAAGCUCAAUAUAAAAUCAAGACCGAAUUGGGACCGGACCGAAUCAAAACCGAACCGGACCAAGACCAGAGUGUAUCCAAUCCAAUCUUUGGUCCUUAUAUUUUCAAAAAGACUGGACUGGACCGGAUCAAUUUGGGCCAAUUUAACCGAAUCGGACCGUAUAGCCACCCCUAGAUCGGACCCUAUCCGAGGAGCGGACAAUGUCCGACGCCGGCAGGCGGAACCUCUUCGAACUCCGACGUCGGCCGAGGGUCUCCGUCCAUCUCCUUCCGAAGUAUUGCUCCCAUGGCAAUUCCCUUGCCGCAGUCGCCACACAAAAAAACGAGAAGAUUGAGAGCCGAGAAGCGAAAGAAGAUGGUGGAGGGAACAUCGCGGAAGAAAAAGAGGAAGGUGAAUCGUCGCCGGAAAUUGCGGGGAAAAAAGAGAAAGGCGACGGUGAUUGUCGCGAUUUGAGGAACAUAAAAGAGGAAGGUGAGGUCCCAUGUGGUAGGUUUGUUUCUUCACAGCGGCGGCAGCAAACCCGGCCAACAGUUUCGCCGACGGGAUGGGUACAUUAGUUAGGUUUCUAAAGUAUCCGAUGGCAAAAUUGAAUAUUUUUACAAAACUAUGAGAGAAAAUAGUAAACACACCGACGACAAAUAGCGAUUCAGAAUAAGUAACCAUGAUAACCUAUUUCAAAGCGUUGUGUCAAGUAUAGGUGUCAAUCGGGCGGGUUCGGGCUGGGUUCAAUCGGGUUCGGGUUCAAACGGGUUGCGAGUUAGUCGGGUUGCGUGUUCAUCGGGUUCGGGUUCAUCGGGUUCGGGUUCAAACGGGUUGCGGGUUCAUCGGGUUCGGAUUCAAUCGGGUUGUGGGCAAAUCCGGUUGCGGGUUCAUCGGGUUUUGGGUCGGGUGGGUUGCGGGUGGGUCAGGUUUCGGGUUGUUCGGGCCAGCGCAUCGAGUAACUUAACUCAUUACUCAUUACCAACUUACACAUUUUAUUACGCUAAUUUAAAAUAUUUUCUCAACUUUUUAACCAAUUUAUUUCUACCUCGUAUAUAUAUACUUUAUUUUUUUUAAAAAACUAGUCAAAAUGUU